Molecule: messenger RNA, 592 nt
Organism: Lethenteron reissneri (Far Eastern brook lamprey)
Lineage: Eukaryota; Metazoa; Chordata; Hyperoartia; Petromyzontiformes; Petromyzontidae
Product: actin-related protein 2/3 complex subunit 4-like
Biological process (GO): Arp2/3 complex-mediated actin nucleation; actin filament polymerization
Cellular component (GO): Arp2/3 protein complex; actin cytoskeleton
Molecular function (GO): actin filament binding
Source: RefSeq, a predicted model, not a curated record
GCGCGCAUGCGCAGUGAGCGCGCGGCACGGGAGGAGACGGAACGCAGCCAUGACGGCGACUCUGCGGCCCUACCUGAAUGCGGUGCGUGCCACGCUACAGGCCACACUCUGCCUGGAGAACUUCUCCUCGCAAGUCGUGGAGCGGCACAACAAGCCCGAGGUGGAAGUGAGGAGCGGCAAGGAGCUGCUGCUGCAGCCCGUGAUGAUCAGCCGCAACGAGAAGGAGAAGGUCCUCAUCGAGGGCUCCAUCAACUCCGUGCGCAUCAGCAUCUCCGUGAAGCAGGCCGAUGAGAUCGAGAAGAUUUUGUGCCACAAGUUCAUGCGCUUCAUGAUGAUGCGGGCGGAGAACUUCUUCAUUCUACGGCGCAAACCUGUGGAGGGCUACGACAUCAGCUUCCUCAUCACCAACUUCCACACGGAGCAGAUACAAGCACAAGCUGGUGGACUUCCUCAUCAACUUCAUGGAGGAGAUCGACAAAGAGAUCAGCGAGAUGAAGCUGUCCGUCAACGCCCGCGCUCGCAUAGUGGCCGAGGAGUUCCUAAAAAACGUGAGGCUAUCACCGAGACCCCUCACUGAGACUCACCAUCACCG